GGGAAAUGACCAACCGACCUCUCGUGCAUCCACAAAUAUCAACGGUGCGUUUUCGGCCUUCUCGCCGUCUGAUUGGAUAAACAGCGACAUUCAAACGGCCCAAUUGAAAACGACGGGUUCGACGUGCAGCGUCAGCAUUCCCGCGGGGCGGGGAGUAGAAGGUAUUCUGGCUCGUCUAUUGGCCUCGGGUCCCUUUUACGCCAAGCGUCAAUCAAUCGACCUCCAAGAUGACGGCGAAACGGUUACAAUAGCUCUCAUCCCUUUCCCCGCCCAGGUGUUCCGCCCCCCCCCCCUCUUCAUUGGGAGAUUCGGACAGCGCUGGCCCGCCUCCUUCCCCCGUGAAGAUUCGAACACCUUUUCUAAAGGGUGGAUUGGCUCUCAAACGAGGGGCGGGGCUCGGAAAGCGCGGCGCGAAGGUCGAAUGUAGCGGACGGGAACGAGAAAGGGGCUCAUUCGUGGAGCGGCUGUCGCUGCCCCCUCCUCGCCCCCGCCCCAGAAUUCCCUGCCAACAUCUGUAUUGCUGAUAAAUCUGGUGGAGACAUCUAGAAUCUGCCAAGGUUGAAAAGUUCAAGUGGAAAUUAUAGGCAUUAUGCGGCGGUCUCCAUCGGCUGGCACUAGUUCCAGAAGAACCCCCUCGACCCCUCCUUCCCGCCGUCGCCAAUCUGGAGGAUCACCACGCAGAAGGCAAACCCCUCCCCGUCGUCCUGGACUGAGGCAGCCCCCACAACAAGAGGCAGCAGUUCCUCGGAGAAGGCGGAGAUACAGGCCUGGCCAGCGAGCCUUGCAGGAGAUCAGAAAGUAUCAAAAAAGUACUAAUCUACUUAUUGCCAAGCUGCCCUUUUCUCGUGUGGUACGGGAGAUCUGCCUGGAAUAUACCCGAGGGGUUGACAUGAUGUGGCAGUCUAUGGCACUGCUUGCCUUGCAAGAGGCAGCUGAAGCCUUUUUGGUGCAUCUCAUGGAAGACGCCUACCUGUGCACCAUCCAUGCCAAACGGGUCACCCUCCAUCCCAGAGACAUCCAGUUGGCUCGCCGGAUCCGUGGCAUCGAUCAGGGUUUGGGUUAGUUCCCUUCCCCGAGCUGUCCUGGCUGAAGAGGUACCUUUUGGGGGCCCGAAGCUUCAAGGGAGCACCCUGCGACUGCUUUGGAGGAAGAGACAACCAAAUUCACACACACACACACACACACACACACACACACACACACACACACACACUCCAGUCCUCAAAAUUCCAUGGAUUGCGAGUCGCAGCCUGGCCCCUUCCUCUUGCUGGAAUUUCCAAAGGGUUUCAUUGGUUGACCUCUUCUUCCCUCUCCCCAUCGCCCUGCUUGGAAGGUGAGCAAAGAUGGAUCUAAAAGACAAGAGGAGAAAUGAAUGGCUUAAUUGCCAGGAAGGAGAAGCGCCAUCCAGCCACCCAUGCUUAAAGUUCUUCUGCAGUCUCUGCCUCGAACGGAGCCUCGUGUCAGCGACGGGGACUGAAAAGUUGCUUCCGAUUUUAAAGUUUGCCCUGUAUUUUUGCACUUCAACUUUUAAAAUAAAAUCUUUUACCUUAAUUGUU
Messenger RNA from Ahaetulla prasina, 1556 nucleotides. Its product is annotated as histone H3-like centromeric protein A. The coding region runs from base 590 to 1063 and encodes 157 amino acids. Gene Ontology annotation, molecular function: protein heterodimerization activity; DNA binding; structural constituent of chromatin. The record is from RefSeq and is a predicted model, not a curated record. Lineage: Eukaryota; Metazoa; Chordata; Lepidosauria; Squamata; Colubridae. The transcript has 6 exons. Gene Ontology annotation, cellular component: nucleosome.